CGACGACGACGACCUUGUUGUUGGCCCUGUUAGCGCCCUCCUCACUAAUCGUGAAUCUGGACUUUCAACAACUUAAACAACUUGAACAAGAAAAAGACAAAAGACAAAAUGACGAAGCAAUGGGAGGACCACAGACAUAUCAUCAUCCGGGAGUAUAGGGACAACAACAAACCUCUUCAUGAAGUGAAGAAGUUCAUGGAGGAACGGUAUCGGUUUAAAGCCUCAAUCCGAGCUUACAGGUCACGCUUCGAUCGAUGGAGGGUCCGCAAGUAUACAUGUCGCAAGCGAAGAGAUUCCUUCGGAGGAAAAUCUGAGUCAUCAGAUGAUAGUACCGGUUGUUCGCCACCACCACGGAGUCCCAUCCGGAGUCGGAGGGUGAGCAGCAGCCCGCAAGAACACUCGUCGAUCCAUUACAUCGGGUCGAGCAUGUACGAAUCGACAACGCCAGCGGAAGAUUUUCUGACCCCCCCGAUCUUUGAGCCCCGGCAGUUGUAUCAUACAGACCCCCUCGCGGGACUGCUCCCUGCUUCGGGUCUGCAUUCGAGCCAAGGAGGGCUCGUGAACAGUUUCCGGUACCCGCCUGACCAUCAAGGGCAAUGUGCCACCGGCAUUUACCCGCUGGUCCAUGACCCAGUCUUCCAAAGCAAGUUUAUCAAGGGCUGUUCUCAACCGCUUCUCGAUCACUGCUUCUCCGACAGGGUAGCCAACCGCUUUCCGCGGCCCAUACAAUGAUCCAACAGGGCAUGAUAGCCCCUCGACCGUUAUCAAACCCUGCAUGGGUUGAAACGGACAUGGCCCGCUGGAGGAGGUGGCGUUCACCGUUCAGCCUUCAACGGUCGAGUUGCCGGUCAACCCGUUCUUGCUAACAGAAAGCAUACCCAGUUUACUUGGCGUCCA
Neurospora tetraspora is the source of this 897-nucleotide messenger RNA. RefSeq names its product Clr5 domain-containing protein. The record is from RefSeq and is a predicted model, not a curated record. Lineage: Eukaryota; Fungi; Ascomycota; Sordariomycetes; Sordariales; Sordariaceae. The transcript has 3 exons. Bases 109 to 732 code for a protein of 207 amino acids.